Molecule: messenger RNA, 6474 nt
Organism: Trichoplusia ni (cabbage looper)
Lineage: Eukaryota; Metazoa; Arthropoda; Insecta; Lepidoptera; Noctuidae
Product: proteoglycan 4
Exons: 9
Coding region: 2541-5741 (1066 amino acids)
Cellular component (GO): extracellular region
Molecular function (GO): chitin binding
Source: RefSeq, a predicted model, not a curated record
UAAAUGUUUUUUUGGUAUUUAGGGUUAUGUACUCAAAUAGCGAAUAUCGUUUUUUCUUUGCAAUUUUGUUUUCCUUUAGCUUAUUCGUACGGAACCCUUAGUAUCGCGCGUUGGACUCGCAAUUAACCAGUUUUUAGUUUAUUCGUUCAUUAUCUUCAACGUUAGCCAGUAAUAUCUUAGAAUAAUAAGACCGUAUAUUAUAGCCAAUUUGGGUUUUGGGCAUUCCUUUGCCCAGCAGUGGGACACAGUGAAAUAGACAACACGAAUUUACCAAAUACAUUUUUAAAGAAACUUCGACAACCCACAGUCUUUCAGGCAAGAAAAAAACAAAAAAUUACAUUAAUUUCAUCAUUCAAUACUAGUCUCUAUUCCAAUGACAUAAGAAUCAUUUUCGCAAAUCAACCAAACCGCACACAUUUUACUCAACAUAAAAACAAUCACAAUAAAAACUCAACCAAAUUAUCUAUUUAAAACUAAAAAUCUAUAUUAAAACAAUAAUCAUAACGAUUACAAUAAGAACUAUCGACGCAAUGUAACUUGUCGAUUUCACGCACGUUGCUAUGCGCCUGCGCAGCCUACAGUAGGGUCACCACAUUAAGCAAUCAUUAUGUAAAGGAAUAUGACUUGUAAUGGAAACCAUAUAUUCGUGUGGUCAUUGUAUGGAAGUAGGUGAGACCGGGCAUAAUGUUUUUGAGGUUAAACUUACGUAAAAGUGUGACGUUUUAGUUUUAACGUGUUUAGACUAAGGAUUAGUUAAAGAUGUUAUUUAAAAUCUUUUUUAAAGACUCCCGCAUAAAAGAAUUUAAAGCUUGUUUCGCGAGAUUUUCACAAACAUUUAAGCCACAUGCACAAGUACACUCAGACUCAGGACAAGCAUUCGUGGAUCAAAUAAAUGAUUGUCCUACGCGGGGUCGAGAACGCGACACGUCCGCGUCGCGCUCAGAGGGUUUUCAAAUUCAUUCAAAUUCAGGAAUAAGGGUUCCGUACGAAUCGGUUGCAUGAGAAAUCAAAUUUGUGGGUCAGUGGUUCAUUUUAUUAUUAGUAUUUGUUCCUAUAAUAGGGUUGACAAACACAAUAUUUCUGAAACUUUUAACUGUCUAGCUAUCAUAGGUACGACGAAUAAAAUGUUGGCUAACGUCUGACGACAAUGACUCAAUAAUAGGGUCCCGUUUUUACUUUUUUCAUAACGAACCGUAGACAGAUUUAAGGCUUACCAGAUUUUCUUCAAGUUGGACUUGCAAUGGUGGAAGGAAUACCCUUUCAAACUGCAAGAAUCAGUAGUUGUUAUGUAUGAGUAUUUUUUAAAUAUGAUUGAUAUUAUAAUACGAUUAACAGGUUAUGGUAUAACCAGCAGCGGACCUAUAUGUAUAGGCUGAAUUGAUAAGAUUUGAUUUGAAACGGUUUGACUCUUUUUUGUAACGUCAAUGUAAAAAAAUACUCACUUAUAAUAAUAUAAUGUUUCAAAUAGACCAGGCUCUGCUGGCAAAUGGGUUCAAUAACCGAAUUCAUAUGCACAAGGCUUUCGAAUUGAAUUCAGGAUAAAGAGGGACUUUUUAUUUUUUGUAAGUUUGUUUAUCGGCGCUCCAAUCUACUAAACUAACGAACAUACUGAGUUUACCGUCGUAGUGGCAUUGCGGUUCUAUGCAUGGACUUUUAUACACAAGGUGCGGGUUGGAUUCAAACGCAGGACCACCACUUUACAAAUACAAAAUUUUGUGAAAAUGGGCGCAUGUUUGUUACUCUUUCACACAAAAACUACUGAAUAGAUUUUGAUGAAAGUUAGCACAGAGAUAGAUUACAGUCUUCAGUCACAUAUACUUCAGGCAAAAAUUACUCUAUACGGUACUUCUUAACCAGUUGAUACAAAAGGACGAUUCUUCAAAAUGAUAACCGUUAUCCACCCGGGCGCAGUCGCGGACAACAGCUAGUUAAAUUAUAUUCAAUGGAUAGUAAAAAGCCUAUAACAUGUUACUUUACUAGUUCCAACAAAUUGCAAGUGUUGUAAUGUUCUAGUCAAGCCUAAAACAGACAUACCUUAACCAAUACACCAAUGCCAACUUUAUUCAUAAACUUCGACCAACUUUUGAUCAAACAUUUGUGAUUGACAAUCACCAUGUUUGAGUAAAAAAUCGCAUGUUUAAAACAAUUGAAAAUGCACCUUGACUGCUUAAGUUAAAGUUCAAUUUAGAUUGGUGUUUAAUGUUCAUAUUUGCACAGCCAACAAACCUUGAAUGUUUGUCCGCUGUGUUACCAAACUCAUGCGCAACGGAGUCCCCUCCACGCGACGUUAGCGACAUUUUACCAGUCCGAGUUGCGCACGCGCCGAUUCCACACGAAUUCUUAUUUUUAUUUUAAACUAAAAUUAAAAACGCGUUUGUGCUUUUUUUAUUUAGUUUUUUUUUUGUGUUCAGUAAGUGGGUUUUUAAGAAGAACAGAGAUGUGAAUUCAAAGUGUUUGGUGAAGUGACAUAAUAUAUGUUAUAAAAAAGUGACAUUUUGUGUUAUUUUUUUUUGCUGAACGGAGUUUUUGGUUUAAACAAAAUGAAACGUUCCCGGCACAGAUGGGUCGGCCUCAGCAUAUUUUGUAUCUUCUUAACUCUCCUGGCGACAGAACUGCCGACCACAUCAGCACUGAAGGCGACAUCUCUUAUCUUCUCGAAGACAUCUACAACCACAGCGGCUCCAGAACAAGAGGCUGCAGAAGAUGGAACAGAGAUUGAAACUACAGCAGAAGGCGGAGAAGCUCAACCCUCAAAUACCACCAGCAAAAUCACUGGCAUCCCUCAAAUAGACUACCUGCUGGACCCCAACCUGCCCCGGGAGCUCAACGGGUACAACCUCUCUGAAUACCCGUUUUACGAAGCGGUCCCGAAACCGGAGACGAUCGACUUCAAGUGUGAUGGGUUGCACGAUGGAUUCUACGCGUCUGUGCCUCAUAAGUGUCAGGUAUACCAUCACUGCCUGUUCGGGACGCGAUACGACUUCCUGUGCGCGAACUACACAGCCUUCGAUCAGAAGACCUUCAUCUGUCACUUCGUAUCUGAAGUAGACUGCAAGAACUCUCCGAACUAUUUCAACAGGAACGAGGCUCUCUACAAGGCCACCACCACGUCCACCGCAGCGCCACCACCGACGCAGCCGCCCACCACGACGACCACGCAGCGUCCAACGCGCCCGCCCCGCAGACGCCCCGCCUACAGAUAUGAUUACGACGAUGAUGAUUACUAUUAUUCAAGAGAUGAUUAUGAUUAUGAAGACAGAAGAAGGCCAAGGCCUCGACCAGGUGGAAGACCAGGAAAGAAGAAGCGCCCAGCAGCAGACGACUAUGAAGAUGAUAGAUACGAACGUCGUCCUCGACCGAGAGACGAAGAAACAUCAGAAGACUACGAAGAACGGCGACCUUACGACAGGAGACCAGGGAAACGACCAUAUGCCGAUCGUAGACCAUACGAUGACGAAGACGAAGACCGCAGGCCAGGCUACAGAAACCGUAGACCCAGACCAAGGGAUGAAGAUGAGGAAGAAUAUAGACCGGACGAAGAAGAAAGGCCUAGACCAAGAGAACAGAAAGACAGACCAAAACGACCGAGAGACCAAUAUCGGCCUAGAGAUGAGUAUAGACCGAGAGAUGAGGUUACCAGACCACGGGAUGAAGUUAGGCCAAGAGACGAAGUCAGACCAAGAGACGAAGUCAGACCGAGGGAUGAAGUGAGAUCAAGGGAUGAACCUAGACCGAGGGAUGAAACCAGACCUCGUGACGCAAUACGACCAAGGGAUGAAAUACGACCAAGAGAUGAGAUCCGACCGCGGGACGAAAUAAGACCACGUGAUGAAAUCCGUCCCAGAGAUGAAAUUAGACCAAGAGAUGAAAUUAGACCCAGAGAUGAAAUUAGACCUAGGGAUGAAAUAAGACCCAGAGAUGAAAUUAGACCUAGAGAUGAAAUCAGACCAAGGGACGAAAUCAGGCCACGUGAUGAGGUCAGAAGUAGGGACGAACCUACACGAGAAAGACCUGACAGAGAACGUAGACCUUCUAGAGAAGAAGUUGAUGCUCCUAAGCCAGUCAGGGCUAGAGAAGACAGGUUCUCUGAAGGUCGAAGGUAUAGGGAGGAUCGUCCAUACAGAGCAAAAGAUGACAGACCGAGACCAGUCGCUGAUGAUGACAGAGUUGAAGAUAAAAGAGAUCCACCGACAGCCCCUGAAAGUCCUACCACUCUUGUAAAACCUAUCGGACAUGGAAUCUUCAGUAAACCAAGAAUGCCGCCAAAGAUCAAAAGGCCAGUCCCUAAGACUGAGAGGGAGAAGUAUGGAUACAUUCCUGUAGUCACAACGAAAGCACCUCCGAAAGUAGACGACGAUGAAUACUACGACUAUGAAGAGGAUGAAACCAGUAAACCUUCGUCUUCUGGAAAAACCAGCAGCGUGCAAGAAAGACCAAAAGCUGAGAUCGUUGAAAAAGUAAAAUUCACGCCAACAAGGCCUCAUUAUCCAAGCAAAGCAAAGAAGACUAAAUUACCAAUAGAUUAUGAAGAUGAGGAUUAUGAAGAACCGGUAAAAGCGGAGAAGUAUACCAGUACACAGAGAGUGAGAGACGUGAGGGUUAAGCCUAAACCUGUAGAUGAUGAUGAUUAUUACGAUUAUGAGGAUACAAAAAGAGAUACUGGCGUCGUCAGACCAGGAGAAGAUAUAACGAGCAAGAUAAAAGACUUGCGACCAAAUGUGAAGGUAGUUAAACGUCCUUUUUUACCCUCUAGGGGUGGAAGCCCGUACCUUCCCCGCGGACUACAGCCCGUGGCCGGAAGGGAUGUCUCAGCACCACUAAAUACCACCCCGAAACCUACCACCACUACUCCUAAACCCACCACGACCACAACCACUACGACCACUACUACUGCACCCCCUACGACCACAACACGAACCACCACCACCUUCGUCACCACCACCACCACCACCGAGAAACCCACAACCACAGUUACAACUGAAGCAACAACAGAAGUAAAAGAUGAAUACGAAGAAGAAUAUUAUGACGAAGAAGAUAUAGAUUACGAUAAGAACAAGAAAGUAACAACAACAACUGUCGCAGCAACUGAACCAACAACUUUUAGAACAACAACUGCUGCACCAACCACGGAAGUACCAACAACACCGGAACAAAAAGCAAAGGACUUAGCAUCGAAAGUUUACAAAGUCUAUAAUGACAAUUACGAAGCCAUCCGCGGUAAACUAGAAUCAACGUUAUCACCUGGUGAUUAUAUUAAGCCGUAUUUAGCCACAGCCACCCCACUAACUGACUUCAAACCAUACAAGCCCAUAGACACAUACAAAAAAGAAGUCAAACCGAAACCUGAAAUUUCAAAACCUUACACGGCAACCGGAAAACCGAUCCUACCAGAAAGUUUAGCAAUAAAACAAAACUUAGCUGACAGUAUAGAAAAUGAUUAUGAUGUUAGAAUCAAUGAGGCCUUAUCACCCAAUUUGCCUGUUAGCCGAGUUCCAUCAGGAUUCGUUAUACCUUCAGAUAGAGAUUACACAUACUCCAGAUUUAGAAAUAACUUGCAGCCUCUAGAACCUCAAUAUGCUGCUUCAGAUAUUUCUAGUUUCCAAGUCAGGAAGAGGCCGGUGACCGGUGUUAGUAUUAGGACUCCCAAUUCUUAUUAUCUUCAACCACAAAGGUUGGUUUAUGAAGACCCAGGGCAAAGGUUUCCAAGACAGCUCUUUUAUAGGCCUGUAGACCUUUAUUGAAAUUAUUUGAUGUAUGAAAACUUGUAGGGAUACUGAAUUUUUAAUCGAAGGCAAUUGGAGUUCUAUUCUCGACUUGAAUUCUAUUUUUUUAUAAAGUAAUGCAAUCUUCUCGAUUCGGGCAAUCCCGAGAAAUAACUAGACGGAAUCGUUGGUGAUAAAUUUAAAGUUUUCUACAUUGAUAAUUUAGUUUUUAAUCGAGAUAAUACCAUACUUAAAUAAAUAGAAGGUAUUUUUAAUCUCAUUAGUGCAAUAAAUUUGAUGUAAUGAGAAAGAAUCCAAUAAUUUUGCUGCAUCGAUGAAAAGUACCCUACAGGUUUUCGUAUAAAGAAGUACAUUAUUUUUUAAGUCAGUAAUUUAAAUUAUGUAAAAAAAAUACUAAAUAUUUCUCGAUAAAGAACAAUUGAUAGAAAACUGCCAAUUUUAAUUUAUAGAAAUUAAAAAAAUGUGUUUAAAAUACUCUUAGUUACCUGUACUUUUAAGUAAAAUUUAGAAAGAAGUUAUGGUCGAGAAAAUGAACUCUAAUAAUUUUGGUGAAAUGGAAUAUUAUAACAAUUAUGACCAAGAUGACGCUGGUCGACUCACUCUAAUGAAUGAAAUUAUUAAAAUAAGUUUGAGUCACGUGAUUUAUGUCAAAAUAAUAGUCAUGUCCUUCCAAUACAUUUGUGAAGUGACAUUGUUGAUGUUUUUCUAACUUAUACAUGGCGAGUUAUACGUCCAUUUACAUUGCCAAAAA